GUGAUGUGACAAACCUGACUCCUGAGCACUCCUUCAAAGGCACAAAAACAGACGUGGGGAACAUCGUGUUAGCUUUGUACAGCGGUCUCUUUGCCUAUGGAGGAUGGAAUUACUUGAAUUUUGUUACAGAAGAGAUGAUAAAUCCCUACAGAAACCUGCCCCUGGCUAUCAUCAUCUCGCUACCUGUAGUCACUUUGGUUUAUGUGCUGACGAACUUGGCUUACUUCACGACCCUGUCGACGGAACAGAUGCUGACAUCCGAAGCGGUGGCUGUGGAUUUUGGGAACUAUCACCUUGGCGUCAUGUCCUGGAUCAUACCCGUCUUUGUUGGCUUAUCGUGCUUUGGAUCCGUUAAUGGAUCUCUCUUCACUUCUUCCCGGCUGUUCUUCGUGGGAUCCCGAGAAGGACACUUGCCUUCAAUCCUGUCUAUGAUUCACCCCAGGCUUCUCACUCCCGUGCCGUCCCUCAUCUUUACGUGCGUCAUGACCCUGCUCUAUGCCUUCUCCAACAACAUUUUCUCCGUCAUCAACUUCUUCAGCUUCUUCAACUGGCUCUGCGUGGCCCUGGCCAUCAUCGGCAUGAUGUGGCUGCGUUACAAGAAGCCAGAGCUGGAAAGACCCAUCAAGGUGAACAUCUGCCUGCCCAUUUUCUUCAUCCUGGCCUGCUUGUUCCUCAUUGCUGUUUCCUUCUGGAUGACGCCGACGGAGUGCGCGAUUGGCUUUGCCAUCAUCUUCAGCGGGAUCCCUGUUUACUUCUUCGGGGUCUGGUGGCAAAACAAGCCCAAGUGGGUUCUCCAAGGCAUCUUCUCUGCAACAGUCCUGUGCCAGAAGCUGAUGGAGGUGGUUCCACAAGAAUCGUAAGCAGGAGAAGCAGGGACGUUCGGCUCGAGGAAACGCACAAUAUUAUUUUAAGACGACACAAGGAGAAAAUGCCCCUGAUCCCUCAUAAACGAAACCUUGGCAC
Leptosomus discolor (cuckoo roller) is the source of this 963-nucleotide messenger RNA. Lineage: Eukaryota; Metazoa; Chordata; Aves; Leptosomiformes; Leptosomidae. The record is from RefSeq and is a predicted model, not a curated record.